GACGCGGAAGCAAGGGGCAGCAGGAGGAGGAGGAGGGCGCGCGGCGCGGCUGACGUGGGCCGGGGUCGCGCAGCAGGCUGUGGGCGGUGGCGGCGCGCAGCGACAGAGCGUCCCCCGGCGAGGACGAGGGAGCACUGUUCCCGCACCUCCCCGCACCGCCCGCGCUGCGCGCCCCGAGGAGCGGCCGCCGCCGUUCUCCAGCUGGAGCUGCAUUCCCUCCGCGUCCACCCCACGUUUCUCCCGCUCCGGGCCUCGCCAUGGCCCGGGCAGUGUGGUCGCGCCUCGGCCGCAUCCUAUGGCUCUCCUGCCUCCUGCCCUGGGCCCCGGCAGGGGUGGCCGCAGAGUUCCUCGUUGGGGACCUCGUUGUCACCCAGAACACCUCCUUGCCCUGGCCCAGCUCCUAUCUCACUAAGACCGUCCUGAAAGUCUCCUUCCUUCUCCACGACCCGAGCAACUUCCUCAAGACCGCCGUGUUUCUCUACAGCUGGGACUUUGGGGACGGGACCCAGAUGGUGACUGAAGACUCCGUGGUCUAUUAUAACUAUUCCAUCAUCGGGACCUUCACCGUGAAGCUCAAAGUGGUGGCAGAGUGGGAAGAGGUGAAGCCGGAUGCCACGAAGGGUGUGAUGCAGAAGACCGGGGACUUCUCCGCCUCGCUGAAGCUGCAGGACACCCUUCGAGGCAUCCAAGUCUUGGGGCCUACCCUAAUUCAGACCUUCCAAAAGAUGACCGUGACCUUGAACUUCCUGGGGAGCCCUCCUCUGACCGUGUGCUGGCGUCUCAAGCCUGAGUGCCUCCCGCUGGAGGAAGGGGAGUGCCACCCUGUGUCCGUAGCCAGCACAGCGUACAACCUGACCCACACCUUCAGGGACCCUGGGGACUACUGUUUCAGCAUCCGGGCCGAGAAUGUCAUCAGCAAGACGCAUCAGUACCACAGGAUCCAGGUGUGGCCCUCCAGAAUCCAGCCGGCUGUCUUUGCUUUCCCAUGUGCUACACUUAUCACUGUGAUGUUGGCCUUCAUCAUGUACAUGACCCUGCGGAAUGCCACUCAGCAAAAGGAUAUGGUGGAGAACCCGGAGCCACCCUCUGGGGUCAGGUGCUGCUGCCAGAUGUGCUGUGGGCCCUUCUUGCUGGAGACUCCAUCUGAGUACCUGGAAAUUGUUCGCGAGAACCAUGGGCUGCUCCCACCCCUCUAUAAGUCUGUCAAAACUUACACUGUGUGAGCACUCCCCCUCCCCACCCCAUUUCAGUGUUAAAUGACUGCUGACUUGGAGUUUCUGGCAGGGUGGUGUGCACCACUGACCAGGAGGGGUUCAUGUGCGUGGGGCUGUUGGCCUGGAUCACCCAUCCAUCUGUACAGUUCAGCCACUGCCACAAGCCUCUCCCUCUCUGUAACCCCUGCCCCCAGCCAUUCACCCAUCUGUACAGUCCAGCCACUGAUGUAAGCCCCACUCGGUUACUACCCCCUUGACCCCCUACCUUUGAAGAGGCCUCAUGCAGGACUUUGCUGCUUGGGGUGUUCCAUGUUCACUCCCAGGUGGGCCUGGCUGCCCACUGCCCAUUCCUCUCAUAUUGGCACAUCUGCUGUCCAUUGGGGGUUCUCAGUUUCCUCCCCCAGAUAGCUCUGCCUGUGCCAGAGAGCUAGAAAGGA
Molecule: messenger RNA, 1651 nt
Organism: Rhinopithecus roxellana (golden snub-nosed monkey)
Lineage: Eukaryota; Metazoa; Chordata; Mammalia; Primates; Cercopithecidae
Product: transmembrane protein 130
Exons: 7
Coding region: 258-1223 (321 amino acids)
Source: RefSeq, a predicted model, not a curated record